CCAAGAACUGACUGGACUAGAGAGGACUCUUAGCAAGGUGGAGCUAGCUUCUAACAGGAGGACUUUGGCUUCAGGACAACCUUGAAGGCAGCAUAUUUUUUUCAUUUGAAUUGCACAAAAAGCUGCCAUUAUGGGGGAGUGGUCCUUUCUGUCUGAUUUGUUAGACAAGGUGCAGUUUCACUCCACCGUCUUGGGAAAGGUCUGGAUGAGUGUUCUUUUUCUCUUCCGGAUCUUCAUUCUGGCAGCUGGUGUUGAUAAAAUAUGGGGAGAUGAACAAUCAAACAUGAAGUGUAACAUCCUAACGCCUGGAUGCAAGAAUUCUUGCUAUGAUCACACCUUUCCUUUGUCUCAUACACGGUUCUGGGUGCUCCAGAUUCUCACUGUCUCCACGCCAACGCUCAUCUAUCUGGGCCACGUCUUACUAGUGAUUCGUAAAGAUAACAAACGGAGAAGACGCCUGGAGGAAAAAAGGAAAAAGCAGGAGAUAAUUAAAGCCCCCAAGUAUUCAGAUGAAAAUGGCAAAGUGCACCUCAAAGGCGUCUUGCUGGUCAGCUACACGAUUCAAUUGUUGUUCAAGAUUUUGCUUGAAGUAGCAUUCAUUGUAGGACAGUACUACCUCUAUGGCUUCAUACUUAUGCCAAAUAAGGUUUCUUGUUUCAAGGACCCAUGUAAGACAGAGGUACACUGCUUCAUUAGUCGCUCCACAGAGAAAAGCAUCUUUAUUAUCUUCAUGUUAGCAAUGGCUGCAUUUUCUGUCAUUUUAAACAUUAUGGAGAUAUUUUACCUGAUGAUCUCAAAGAUAAAGGAGAGGAAAAGAAGGACCAGCAUCUCCAUUCCACCAAAGGGAUUCAGUCUCAACAACCCAAAUCCCAAUUCAACUGAGAGAGUUACAUGGUGUUGAAAGACAGUGAGCUGACAUAAACAUUGACAUAGGUCACCAUCGUUAGUUACAACAUCACUCAACAUCUUCAUCUGAAUUUUACAUCUUAUUUCAGGUUUCAAAUAAAUCAACCCCAUCGGUCUAAUUGUACAUAGACAGCCAACUAUGUUAAAUGCAGAAACUACUGAAAAUGAAAUGUGCUCAUAUUCAAAGUUAUAAACUGCCAGUAUUAAACACUCACAUACUGAUUAAUCUAUCUUUAAAAGUACUAGUAGUUAAAAGCUCUGUGUUUGUCUAAAAGAUCUAAUACACACUAUUUCAUUGUAUUGUGAUAGUUUGGUCUUUCAUUCCUUACAAUGAUGGAAAUGAAAAGCUGUCUGUAGGGGUUAUCAUGGCUAAACAAGCACAUACCUGACAUGUACACUACAUUCCCAUGUUGCACAUCAAUUUUCAACCAGAAAACCAGAAACUUAACCUUCUCUUGAAUAAGAUCUACAAAUCUCAUUUGCAAAAAAGUUGGGACACUAAUAUCUGUUAUUUGGUCAUUUACUUCAACUUUCAUCUAACAGCGAAAAACAAAACAAAGUGUCCAAAAGCAUCUCAAUCAUGAACUAAGUUAAACAGGUUCUAGAUUAUAAUUCUCUCUGGAUUUUGUAUUGUUCUCUAAUUCUCCCGUAUUUAACUUGUUGUGUAGAGGUACGGGGAAAUAAUAUAAAAAUAUGCUAAAUUCUUUUUUCAUAUUACAAAAAAAGGACAGUUGGUAUUACAUACAAAGUUCGAUAUCUUCUUCAUACAAACUUCUUAUUUUUACAGUCAAAAUUAUUAAAAACUUCAUGACAGGGAUGAAAGGGGUCAUUAGACUCCGUGAGGUGUUUUCAAUGUGACAAGUCAUCUCUGUUAUAUGUUGUUGUUAAUGUAUAUUACAUAUACUCAGGAAGCAGGUGCAUAACUACAUGACUGAGCUAUAAAUAUGUGAAGGGGGUGGGAGUAAAUGCUCCAUUUUGUAUAUAUGUAUGCAUGUGCUCGAAAUAAACGAUCAAUCAAUCAAACACUGAAA
Molecule: messenger RNA, 1937 nt
Organism: Oreochromis niloticus (Nile tilapia)
Lineage: Eukaryota; Metazoa; Chordata; Actinopteri; Cichliformes; Cichlidae
Product: gap junction Cx32.2 protein
Exons: 3
Coding region: 131-901 (256 amino acids)
Biological process (GO): cell-cell signaling
Cellular component (GO): connexin complex
Molecular function (GO): gap junction channel activity
Source: RefSeq, a predicted model, not a curated record